Messenger RNA from Acanthochromis polyacanthus (spiny chromis), 2898 nucleotides. Its product is annotated as aminopeptidase Ey-like. Gene Ontology annotation, biological process: proteolysis; peptide catabolic process. Gene Ontology annotation, cellular component: cytoplasm. Gene Ontology annotation, molecular function: peptide binding; zinc ion binding; metalloaminopeptidase activity. The record is from RefSeq and is a predicted model, not a curated record. The coding region runs from base 1 to 2898 and encodes 965 amino acids. NCBI's taxonomy places the organism in Eukaryota, Metazoa, Chordata, Actinopteri, Pomacentridae. The transcript has 21 exons.
AUGGCGAAGGGUUUCUACAUCAGUAAAGUUGUUGGGAUAGUGUGUGUCGUGGUGGCCGUGGGUGCUGUGGCCACUAUCAUAGCUCUGUCUGUUGUUUACUCGCAGGAAAAGGCGAAAAAUAAUGACAACAACCUGCAAGCGACUACACCACCUUCAGUUACUAAACCGCCCAGCUCGACGACAGCCCCGUCCAAUCAGCCUUGGGACAAGUAUCGGCUUCGCACUAACCUGGUGCCAUGGCACUAUAACGUCACCCUGUGGCCACGACUGACUCCAGAUGCAACCGGAAAAUACAUCUUUACUGGUGAAUCCUCUGUGGAGUUUGCUGUUACUGAGAACAGCAACCUGAUUCUCCUCCACUCCCACAAGCUGAACUACGGCACCCUUGGCGAUGGCCACUCGGCGAGGCUCACCACAGUCAGAGCUGGCAACACAGCCCCCGGCAUUGUGACCAUGUGGCUGGAGCCUGAGACUCAGUACCUGGUCGCCCAGCUGGACGGCUACCUGCAGAGGUUUGAGUUCUACAUCUUCAGCAUCUCGUUUGAUGGGGAGUUGGCUGACGACCUGGGAGGCUUCUACAGGAGCGAGUACACUGAGAAUGGAGUAAAGAAGGUUAUUGCGACCACUCAGAUGCAGCCGACGCAUGCCAGGAAGGCUUUCCCCUGCUUCGAUGAGCCGAUACUGAAGGCUACUUUCGACAUCACUCUGAUCCACGACCUGGGGACUGUUGCCCUGUCCAACGGCAAGGAAAUAGAAACAACAAACGUCACCAUGGAUGGCGAAAAUGUGCUGAUGACAAAAUUUGAGAGAACUGAGGAAAUGUCCACCUACCUGCUGGCGUUUAUCGUCAGUGACUUUGGUUUCAUCCAAGACAACAGCAGUGAUGUUUUGGUCCGCAUCUUUGCCCGGAAGCCUGCUAUUACUACUGGCCAAGGAGACUACGCUCUCAACAAAACUGGACCCAUCCUGAAAUUCUUUGAGAGCUAUUACAAUUACAGCUACCUUCUGCCCAAAUCUGAUCAGAUAGCUCUACCGGACUUCAAUGCUGGCGCCAUGGAGAACUGGGGUCUGAUCACCUACAGGGAAACAGCGCUGCUGUACGAUGAGGAAUACUCAUCCAACUUCGACAAGGAGAGGACCGCCACAAUCAUCGCCCACGAGCUGGCUCACAUGUGGUUUGGUAAUCUUGCGACCAUGCGAUGGUGGAAUGACUUGUGGCUGAACGAAGGUUUUGCGUCCUACAUGCAGUACCUGGGAGCAGACCAAGCCGAGCCCACCUGGAACAUUAAAGACCUCAUCGUGCUCAAUGAUGUCCACCGAGUGUUCGCCGUUGACGCCUUGGCCUCAUCUCACCCUCUGUCCUAUAAAGAAGAAGACAUCCAGACACCAGCCCAGAUCAAUGAGCUGUUUGAUGCCAUCACAUACUGCAAGGGAGCUUCUGUCCUCAGGAUGUUGUCAGAUUUCCUGACCGAACACGUCUUUAUACGGGGGAUCCAGACCUACCUGAAGAUGUCUGAUUUUGCCACCGUCGACACGACAGACCUCUGGGGACAUCUGCAGAUGGCCGUAAACGCCACCGGUACUGCCCUACCUCAGUCGGUCAGUAACAUCAUGAACACCUGGGUGCUGCAGAUGGGCUUCCCUGUGGUCACCAUCAACACCGCUACUGGAAACGUUUCCCAGAAGCACUUCCUGCUGGAUCCAGAAUCUGUAGUCACCACUCCUUCCCCCUACAACUAUGAGUGGAUCGUUCCAAUGCGGUGGAUGAAGACCGGAGCUGUGCAGAAUCUGACGUGGCUGGAGACGAAAUCAGCUUCAAUCCCGGCGAUGAAGGUAACGGGGAAUGAGUGGGUGCUGGCCAACAUCGACGUGGUGGGAUACUACAGGGUCAACUACGACCAGGCCAACUGGGACAAACUCCUCAAUGUUCUGAACACCAGCCAUGAGCUCAUUCCAGUGAUCAACAGAGCCCAGCUGGUGGACGACGCCUUCAACCUGGCCAGAGCGGAGAUCAUCCAGACGGUGCAGGCCCUAAAAACCACCACGUACCUGAGCAAAGAGAGAGCCUACAUGCCGUGGGCAUCGGCCAUCAACAACCUGGACUACUUCUACCUGAUGUUUGACCGCAGUGAGGUCUAUGGGCCCAUGCAGGAUUAUCUGAGGAAACAGGUGACCCCUCUCUUCAACUACUACGAAAACCUGACAGGGAACUGGUCUGAUGUUCCUACAGGACACAUGGACCAGUAUAACCAGGUGAACGCCAUCAGCCUGGCCUGCAGGACCAACCUGAAGGAAUGCCAGGAGCUGACCAUGACUUGGUUCAGAGACUGGAUGAACACUGGUGUCAACAAGAUCCACCCCAACCUCCGCUUCACAGUGUACUGUAACGCCAUCGCAGCAGGGGGUGCUGAUGAAUGGGAGUUUGCCUGGGAUCAAUUUCAAAACGCCAGCAUUGCUACUGAAGCUGAAAAAUUACGCAUUGCAUUGUCCUGCACCAAACAAGCCUGGCUGCUGAACAGGUAUCUGGAAUACACCCUGAACCCAGACAUGAUCCGGAAGCAGGAUGCCACCUCCACCAUCGUCUACAUCGCCAACAAUGUGGUUGGUCAGUCUCUGGCGUGGGACUUUGUCAGGGCUCGAUGGGAAUACAUCUUCAACCAGUACGGUGGUGGAUCAUUCUCCUUCUCCAACCUCAUCAGUGGAGUCACUGAACGCUUUUCCACCGAAUUUGAGCUUCAAGAGCUGAAGCAGUUCAAAGCCGAUAACGCUGAAGUCGGUUUUGGCUCUGGGACUCUGGCACUGGAUCAGUCCAUCGACAGAACCACGGGCAACAUAAAAUGGGUCACAGAGAACAAGAACAAUGUUCUGAACUGGUUCAUAGCUGAAUCUAUGCCCUAA